CUGCAGUCGGGGGGAGGCGGUGGCGGCGGCGGCUGCGGGCAGCGCUCGGGGUGCAGGGCAUAGGACGCGAGGCGAUCGCCGUCGGGGCUUGGGUGGCUGGCAGUGGGCACAGGCUCCCCGGUGCCCGCCCCUCCGCUGGGAGGGGGGCGCGAGCGGGCGGCCGGGGAGGGGCCGGGCACAGCCGCGGCAAAAUGAGCCUGCUGUCGGCCAUCGACACGAGUGCCGCCUCGGUGUACCAGCCGGCCCAGCUGCUCAACUGGGUCUACCUGUCGCUGCAGGACACGCACCAGGCUAGUGCCUUCGAUGCCUUCAGGCCAGAACCGCCCGCAGGCGCCGCACCCCCGGAGUUGGCCUUCGGCAAGGGCCGCCCGGAGCAGCUGGGCUCGCCCCUGCACUCCAGCUAUCUCAACAGCUUCUUCCAGCUGCAGCGCGGAGAGGCGCUGAGCAGCAGCGUGUACAAGAGCGGCUCACCCUAUGGCUCCCUCAGCAACAUCGCCGAUGGCCUCAGCUCCCUCACUGAGCACUUCUCGGACCUGACCCUCACCGCCGAGGCCCGCAAGCCCAGCAAGCGGCCCCCGCCCAACUACUUGUGCCACCUGUGCUUCAACAAAGGACACUACAUCAAGGACUGCCCCCAGGCACGCCCCAAAGGCGAGGGUCUGACCCCGUACCAGGGCAAAAAGCGCUGCUUUGGCGAGUACAAGUGUCCCAAGUGCAAAAGAAAAUGGAUGAGUGGAAACUCCUGGGCCAACAUGGGGCAGGAGUGCAUCAAGUGCCACAUCAACGUGUACCCGCACAAGCAGAGACCCCUGGAGAAGCCCGACGGCCUGGACGUGUCUGACCAGAGCAAGGAGCACCCACAGCACCUCUGCGAGAAGUGCAAGGUCCUGGGCUACUACUGCCGCCGCGUCCAGUGAGCCUCCUGCAGCGUCCCCUGCCGUCCGCGCUGCCUCCCUGCGCUGCUCCGAGGGGCGGGGUGUCCCCUGGGCAGGGGGCUCCUCCGCUCUUUGUCUCAUAUGUGUUGACAAACAGUGUUACUGACGUUGUUGCCCCGACAGGCUGAGGGAGGCAGGGGCGCUGGGCUCUUCACAGCCCGGGGGCUCUGUGGAGGUGCUGGAGGCCAGAGCCGCGGGCCCCACAGAGCCCUUGGUGUCCCACAGAGUCCCUUUGGAGUGAGCAGCCUUGUACUGGCCACAAGUGCACUAAAUUUACUGUGAAUCCCAAAGCCUGCAGGGGACUGUCUCCCCAAGACCAGCCGGGCCAGCUUCCCCCACCCAGAACCUUCACAUUUGCCCUGUGUGGAAAGCCACUUUUGGAAAACCCUAUCCUUCAGUCCUAAGGUAGCAACCACCGUGAGCAGAGGUCUCCUCCAGCAGCUGCGGGGGAGUGGGCCUCUGUCCCCUGCCCACAUUGAGCCCCAAAUUCUGACCGUCUCUGAUGUCCCUGCGUCACACCCAGGACCUGCUCCCUGUGGACCCAGAGGGCAGAGGCUGGGAUAGGGGAGGCUCUGAACGAUGCUCCAAGACAUGUCCUGGGGCACUGGGGCAGACUCCCGCGACCCCCAGCUGACACUGCCCUGCUGGCCGCGUUCUAUGAGCACCUUCCCUUUCCUUCCGGUUUUCUCCCGCCCACACCGGGUGCUGCAAUCCUACCGGGCUGCUGGCAGUAACAGAGAAGCUUCUCUGACAGGAAGGACACAGGCCUGGCAUUCUGGAGAUGUACCAUGCCACCUAGGGCAAGGACUUCUCAUCUCCAACCUCUGUUUCCCCAUGAAUUAAGCGAGAGAGUGACACUACAAUGCCUCCAAGUGUCCCCAGCUCUGAUGUUCCGAGUAGGCUGGCCCCAGGCCAUCUUCCAGAACAGAGAGCUUUAUUUGGAGAGUGUCCCCUGGAUGGUCGGGGACAACUCCAGGAGCCCUGUACUCCACACCACUGCCCCUCACUGGGUCACUUGGGAAGUCAAGUUCUCCCCUGCUGCCCUUGCAGCUCUGCCCUGACUCUUGUCCCCUCCCCUGCAAAAAUGGGGGGAUCCCCCUCGUCCUUACCUAGGUCUCCCCAGCCCUCAAUGGGGCAACCCUGAGACAAGCCACAGAACCUCUCAUUUGGAAAAAGGGGACAAUGAUUGCCUACCUCCCAAGGGAUCAGAGAGGCCUCUUGGCACAGCACAUGGUCAGGGAGACCAGCGUCCUGGCAGGCAGGAGCGCGCCCUCCUCUCUCCCCAGUGAGAACCCCGUUCCUAUUGUCCUCCUUUUUCCCCUGGGGUGAGGGAGAGCCGCUGUCAGGAUUGGGUCGCUUGAUUUCGCCCCAAUGUUUUGCCUCUGUGGGGAAAAAAAAAAAAAAUCAGACCAUGAAAUGGGCUUGAAAUUCAGUGUUUACCCGGCUCGAGGACACCCAUCCGGUGCCCCCGUCGCCUUCUGUUUUCAAAUGAAAAUGCUUUGUGCAACUGAAGAGUUACAGUGAAGUGUUAAGCAAGGGUCCAGGGAGCAAGUGGAGGAGAAGGAGAGGAUCUGCAGCCCGGCGGCUGCAGGGGAGGUUUCGGGGCCACAUCCUCUGAGCACUUAAAAGCCGUCUGUGAGCCGCCUUCCUGCUGCCCACCAGGGCCAGCGUGUGGAGGUGGGGGAUGGACUGAGCACCCACCCCCUCUAGGGACUGCCUCUGGGGACGCCCCAGCCCAGCUGCUGCGUCUGGGUGAGCUGGGUGGCCUUGGCCCAAAGCUUUUGUCCCCAAGGAAAAGCUGUUGCUGUCAAUCAUCCGCCUGGGCCUCCAAAGAGAACGUCUACAGUGGUGGCAGUGUGCUAAUCUCCACUGGGAGGACAUGCCAGGCAUGGGGAGCGUUGGCCCAAGGAUGCCUGGGGACUGCCAACUGGGCUGCAAAGGUGGGGAAGCCCACACCCUAAAAAGAACCAGGAUUCCAGAGCACAGGAGGCCAGGGCCAACAAGAGACGGACUGUCACCCCAAAGUGACCUUUUUGGUGGGCUUGCCCAGCUGGUAGCCAUUGCCCUGCCAUCUGUGAAGCGGGGGCUGGGCUGUUCCUCCUGGGGUGGUCCCUCAGCAUUCCUACUUGCACUGUUCUGGCUGAAUUUGGGGGGGUCUCUGAGGUCAGCAAAGAGACACUGCUGCCCAGGCCGGUGCUGUGAGAAUUGAGUGCUCAGUGGAGCUGGGAGCCCAGGAGACAAGAAAGUGGCAGGAUUUUCGUAUGUUCAAAAGGGACAGCGCUUGCAGUCAGUAGAUCUAGCGAUCUAGUUGGGAGAUAACGGUGUUUACCCCACAUGAAGUAUUCGGUAGCUCUACUUGUGAAUUUGUAUUUAUUUUGAGUUAUACUUGACACAGAAUUCCUUUUUUUAAAAAACAAAAAUACUAUGUGUGUAUUUUGGAAAAAAAAAAAAAAAACUCAUAGAUGUUAAAAUUUCUGCACAGUUACCAGUUUUUCUCACAACACUGAAUUUGGUAGCUUCUCCCGAAAAAUCUUCACAGUGAUUUUUGUCUGUAUAUAUUUGAGGGCCUUUUUUUAAAAAAAAAAAGAAAAGAAAAGAAAAAGAAAAA
Sciurus carolinensis (gray squirrel) is the source of this 3543-nucleotide messenger RNA. RefSeq names its product zinc finger CCHC-type containing 24 (gene Zcchc24). The record is from RefSeq and is a predicted model, not a curated record. The transcript is spliced from 4 exons. The coding region runs from base 192 to 917 and encodes 241 amino acids. Lineage: Eukaryota; Metazoa; Chordata; Mammalia; Rodentia; Sciuridae. Gene Ontology annotation, molecular function: zinc ion binding; nucleic acid binding.